UGCAGAGCAGCCUAGAAGGCUUCCUGGGGGAGGAGGGCCUUGAAGAACCAACAGAAGCCCUCGGUGAAGGUGAAGACAGACAGGAAAAGAGUUCCGGGCAGAGGAACCCGGGAAAGGCGGAGAGCAACUAGUCAUAUACAAUCUGACCUGCGUGCAUGCGCACGCAGUGAGGGGCGACGCCGGCCCGGGGCCACGCGUCACCUGGCUCCCUCUUGUAGCCGUGGUGGCGAGCACGGCUCCAGGACCAGAGCUUCCCUUCAGAACUCCACGGACAGACACGGCUCGGCCAGGCCCCCGGGCACCAGCUUCUGGUUACUCCCCGGGAGAGCCGACCGCAAAGCCUGCUGGGGCCUCUCUGGAAACCAGACCUGGUCCAAAGGCCAGUGAACGCCUAUCCGGCCGAUGUGCACAUGUGUCGAAGGACAAGGACACAGGCGUGAUCUUCACUGGAGAAGGCAGAGUUUACCCCCAAUUCGCCAGCGGGCACGAGGCUCAGAGACGCGGAGCGCGCUGCCCGCUUCUCCCAGCAGAUGCGUGAGCAGAAGAGCUGGCCCAGGUGCUGAACCCAGCCCUCUCCGGUUCCACGCCCCCCACCCCGUCCCCGGGGCGUUAGUGUCCCCCCACCGGACGCUGGCCUCUGGGCAGCGCACCCAGAAGACGUUUUAUGAAUGAGUGAACAAAAGAAUCUGAAAUCCUUGCUCUUUCUCCCCCCCGCCCCACCCGCCAGCAGGAAGGAGCCAUCUGCCACUGUGUUUUGUUGUCACUCUGAAAAUCAAAAGCGCAAACCCAGAGUCACAGCUCCGUGUCACAUCAGGUCGGACAGACACCCUAGCCCCUGAUGCCAGGCUGGAGCUCCGUUUGGGCCUCGCGGGCGGACAGACGAGGACCAAAAUCCCACUCAGCCACCAGCCCCUGGAGACCUGAUCCACUGCACCCCACCCCCCCCCCCGCCCCUGCUCUGAGCCUUGGUAUUCCCACCACCGAAUGGAGGUGCCAGGGGACCCACCUACCUUGCUGGCUGCCGUGAGGACUAAGGAGAAGGGACCCUGCAGGGACAGAAGCCCACGCCCUGGGGUCAGAACUGAGGAGAGCAAUAUUCUGUGUUGAAACGAGCUGCAUGCAUUUUCCUGAUCGUCCUUUCAGAAGGGACCUGGCCCCGGCGUCCCCACCCCCACCUGCCCCUGUGUGUAGACGGUCAGUGGCGACGCGACAGUGAAUUCCACCUCUGUCCUCUCUGCUGGCCCGGAGGGUACAGAGGGGCACAAGCGUCAGCCGAAGGUUUCCCUGUGCCAGGCGCCGAGUCCUCCCGCGACCCAGAGGCGGCCAUCAACACCGACAUCAACACCGACGCUGACGGUGACUCCAUGGCGCCUGAGCGCUCGCGGUCACGGUGAGAUGCUGUCGCUGUAUGACAGCACUCUUCAGCACUGGCACAGGGCACUGUCCCCUCUCAGGGCCCUACACGACGUCACGAGGUCCUUGCAACAACCCUCUGCGGUGACUGCCACAACUGUCCCCAAGAAACGAAGGCAGACGGAGGUUUAGUGACUCACCAAUGUCACCCAGCCCAGGGGCGGGUGGGCCGGGACUCGAACCCAAGCAGCCUGGCUCCAGAGCCCAUGGUUGUAAUCACCUAAACAGUUUAUGCCAAUCUACAUCAUGCAAACUGCAGAACUGAAGCUCAGAGAGGUUAGGCAGGUUUCCCGUGGCCACACAGCUAUUAAAUGGUGCCGCCAGGAUUUACAGCAGGUGGGCCUGACUCUGGGGUCCCCGGCCUUUGCAGCCCCUCUCUGGCCCUGGCUGGCUCCUCCUCCCAGCCCCCCAGAGCUGUGUCCGAGACUGAGGGAUCCCUGAGUCACCAGAACUGUGCUCACAGACCUCAAAGUCCCCAUCCCGCCGUGUGGUCCCCCCCUGAGAUUCAGUGUUGAGACCUGUAAGAGGGAUGUGGUUAAAAGGCAAACAGAGGGUUAUAGUGUCACCAGGAAGUCACCUUCUCGUUCCACUAAACCCACAUCGUCAAAGCAGUCCAAGAGUCGAAUGUGUAUCUCCCGACUCUGACUUGGGGGAUGGCUGGCCUUCCUCCACAGGCAGCCCUGGGCCACCGUGCUUCAGGGUGAGUCCUGGAGCAGGGCGUCCUGAUCCUGCUGUGUGACCCUGAGGACCAGUGACACCACAGCCUGACCCUAGAGCUCCCCAUCCAAAUGGCGCCGGUGGCCUCCCCCUUUCUGUGUGGGUCUCUUUGCCUUAGUGGGGACCCCCUUGCCCUCUGCCAGGCCUGGAGAAGGCCGGUGGGAGUAAGCAAGUGAAUGAAUGAAUGAAUGAAUGGAUGGAUGAAUGACCUUUUCUGCCCCUCUAUGGGUAUCUUGGGAGCCCGCUCUCCUCACAGAUGUCCCAGAAGAUGAUUUUGUUCAUGUCUGUGAACGCCCAGCACUCGGGGCACGUGGAGAGGGCCCCAGUCUUUCUCCUUCCUUCUCCUCACCCCAGCCCCUCCUGGCUCUGCCGGGAGUCCCCCGGGGGACCCGGGUGUUACCUCCCAGGGCCUGCAUCGAGAGAGAUCUGGCACCAGCAGCCCAGUCGGGUCCCAUAAAACGCUGCCUGACUCUGCCCAGGCAAUUCUGCUCGACCAUAUCCCCAGGCCUUUUAAUCCAUCCAUUAGAAACAGAAAAAUCCAUUAGCUAACAAAUGUUUCCGCACAGGCCGCUUUCCCUGCUUAUGAGAAAUUAAGUCCACGCGAAUCUCCCCGUCACCAGAUAGUUAAACUCGCCGAAACACAGAGAGUGCCGACCCCUCUCACGACGUAGGCCAUGUUCACGGUGGGCUUGUGAUGUGUCGGGCAUUAUGCCUCUUUGGCAUCCCUGUAAGUAGUGGGUAAUAUUAUGGUUUCCAGUUUUCAGAUGGAAAAAUGGAGGCCCUGAGAGGCAGUGACUUGGGUAGAGCGGUGGCCCUGGGGUGCCGACCCAGGUCUGCCUGACUCCAGAGCCCCCCCUCUGCCCCCACAGUUUCAGCAAGCAGCUCAGAAUCCCAGACCAUUUGGCAGGAAGGACCCUUGGGAGGCCAUAACCUGCGGACUGAUGGGGACUUGGCCUCAGAGAGGGGGAGUGCCUUGCUCAGGGACACAGCGAGACCACGCCUUGGGUUGCUUGCGUUGCUCUUGGGUCCCCCCCCACUGCCUACCGGCCAGAGGGAACUACGUGCCCUCAUCCAAAGCCACCACACGUCGGUGUUCACACUUGUAUGUAUGCAGGGCGGGGGAGGGGAUGAGUUGUGAGCUAUGGAUUCCUGGUGCCCCCAUCAGAGGUCAGGACGAGAGCCCAGGAACUGGCAUGUUGUCAAGCACUGUCGCUGAAGGGGACCCAGCUUACCCCUCCAGGAAGGGUUCUCAGGCUGGGCCUGGUGCAGGAGGAGGUCCGAGGGCCACAGGGAGCCCCCCGCCCCCUCCAGAUGCAGUCCAGGGAGUGGUGUUUGGGAUCCCGGGGAAACUCCGACACAGCCAGGCUUCCUCCAAAAGCAUCGCGAAUCACCUGCACAGCAAUGGCCACUCCAUGCAUCCUGCCGGCAGCUGCCCGCGGUUCUCACUGCUGCCCCACGGCUCGGGUGGGGCAAUGGAGGCCACCCACAGGAAGUGGCCUGGCUGGGCAGGGCCAUCACCACACCCCGCGAUCCUCCCCCGCCCCCAGGCGCCAGGGACUCUGCCCAAGCACAGCCAGUUCUCCCCUACCUUGGCUCCAUUGGAAACAAUCUUAGAAAGCGUCAGGCCCUGCUCCUGUGAACAGGGUCCAGGGCACGGUCUGAUUUUGCCAGAGGCCCAGACUCAGAGCCAGGCGGGUCUGCCCCGUGUGCUGUCUCUCACGGGAUGGGAGGGGGGCUCCCCUAUGUGCUUCCGCCCCGGGGUCUCUGCCCUCAGAUGUGUCUACUUCCCAGACCGACCCCCCCCCCCCCCCCCCACGGCUCUGCAGGGCCAGCUCCCCGCAGGAAGGUGGCGGGAGGCCCAGGCCAGAGGCCAGAGGGGUGGGGCCCCACGCCGAAACAGGACAGGGCUGGGAAAGGAGGUGCCUCCCUCCCUUUACCAUCUUUGUUUGCUCUAUUAAGGGGGGCACUGUAAAGGGAGGGGAAGGGCUGCCGUGGGGCGGGGGCAGCGUUGGGGAAGGAAGAUCAGGAAACAAGGCAGCUGGACGCCCAGCUGGACGGAUGCGCAGAGACCCACCCACAGAGACCGAGAGAAAGUCAGAGAUAGAGACGAGAAGGGGGCGGGGCGGGACGGGGCG
Leopardus geoffroyi (Geoffroy's cat) is the source of this 4265-nucleotide messenger RNA. RefSeq lists its product as uncharacterized. NCBI's taxonomy places the organism in Eukaryota, Metazoa, Chordata, Mammalia, Carnivora, Felidae. The record is from RefSeq and is a predicted model, not a curated record. The coding region runs from base 3072 to 4088 and encodes 338 amino acids. The transcript is spliced from 2 exons.